AUGGGAUUUUUGAGUGGUGUGCUUGGUGCGGUGAAAAACGAAAAUGAAGUUGAAACAUACGACAAACAUCUUAAUAAAAGACUUAAUGAAGUACUAAAAGAGGUAAAUAAAAAUAUUGGCUCCGGGAGUGAUGGGCUUGCGGCGUCUGUCGGCGCGGUGAAGGGGUGGUUGGAGGGGUAUGAAGGAAAAGUAAGAGAGUACAAUGAAAAAGUAAGUGGACCAAUUAACUCACUUUUGCUUAGUAUUGAUGCGUGUAAAAGUGAAAUUGAUAUGGAAAAAGAUAGAGAUAUCGCUGACCAGAUAGCUGCUUGGACGAUGCGUGCGAAGGAUUAUAUUAAACAGGUUGAGAGCGCCGAAGGCGCCUUGGAAGACAUCGACUCCAAACUGAAAGAUAAGUUGAAAUGUCCAAUUCACAUGCUGUUGCAGGCAACGAAGACCUUCGGGGAGGAGGCGAGGAACAGGGACUUGGAGGAGAUAUAUGAUUUUACCAAUCUUAAACUGACCGACUUGUCAAAGUAUGUGGAUUCGAGAUUUUAUAAAAGAACUGAAGAGCUACGGAUCUAUUUGACGGGUCAGAUUCGCGAUUUGUAUAGAAUGCUAGAAGAAUUCAAAAGGUGCCAGUUUUAUGAUUUGCAAUCGUUUGUUAGUCAGGAUUUGCAUAAAGCCUUUGUGUCAGUGUUUGAUGAGAUAAAACUCCUUCAAGAAAUGUAUGGAGAGCAUAUUGUUCCAGAAGUUCAGAACAUUUUAAGAGAUGCAUUGGCAGUGAAGGACAAGGUUGCUUCCGAAAAAAAAGCAACCAUCACCGAAGUGAAUAGAUUAGAGCAGCAGAUUUUGGAACUUGGAGGUGCUAGCUCAGAUGUUAGCUAUAAAGUGACGAAUGAGGUGAAUGUUUUGCAGAAUGACACAGCAUUAAAAAAACUAUUAAUCGUGCUUAAAAGUCAGAUUGAAACAAAUAUGGAGAAUUAUCUGAAUAAGUUGAAGGGUGCGUUGGAAGCGGGUAUGGGAGCUGCUACGAAAUUUUACGGUCAAUCUCGGUCUGGUGUGAGUGUUCUUGGUAAUCAUAUGAAGCAUAAUGAGAUAUUUCCCGAACUGGGCGAGAAACUUGUACAACUUGCUAAUACAAAAAGCCCUGACCCAACUAACUUGGAAAAUGCCUUACAUUAUUUAAGCCUUUUAAACAGAGAAUUACAACCUCCUAACAGCCCGUCGGAAAUAUAUGAAAACAUUAAGAAAGCUUUGAAGCAACGAACGACUGCUGUCGACUACCAACUCGGUAACUUGAUACAAACGUCGAUUAGAAAGGGCAUAGGUAUGCUUCAGGAGACAAUUAAUAAAAACAUUGAUGAACAUUUAAACGGCAUUAAACUAGAGUUCCAAAAGCUUAAACCUGUAAAAGCUCAAGGUAAAUCGGAGCUUCAGAAAAAUGCGCACGAUCUGCACAAACAAAUAGAUGCAUUUUUGAAACAAAAAGUCGGAAUUACCGGAAACGAACCCGAAAACACCUUCUACAAACAUUUGAAUAAACUAAAGGAAAAUAUCGAGACGCUUGGUAACAAAGUUGCUGCCGUUCAUACGAAAGUAAAUAAAGUUGGGGAAGAAUUAGAUAAAUGCAUAACUCGAAUUCAGCAUAUGCUCCAUGAUAUGCCCAUAAAAACUGAGGAUAUAAUGACGCGUUUGAGAGAAUCUAUAAACCUAAAGAUUGCCGAAAACUUUCGAGCCAUUCAAAAUAAAACCAAGGAGCUGUAUUCCGCAACAAAACAUAAAAAACUCAACGCCUUGCAGGAGAUUGUUAGAAAGCAGUACGAUGCGAUUGAGUACGUAAUUCAUAACAACGUUAACGGCGGUACAAAAGGUUUUAUGAAAAGACUGCAAGUCUAUUUUGUUGACAAAAUCGAGGACCAUGCAACCAAGCUGGCCUCUGACCUCAAAAGUCCAUCUUCGCAUCCGGGUCUACUAGCCGAACAAAAAACAUUGGAGUACUUUUCUAACAAGCUCAAAAAUCAUUUCCAUUUAUUACUGCAAGAGGUGAGUGACUCAUCCGUUUUGCCUCAUCUCACUCCGUUGUCCACCAAACUGGAGACUCUACUCAAGCGCAUUAGCAAAUCAAAACAUUUCGAUUAUCUCGUAUCGGACAAGUAUGAAGACCUCCAAAACGCCCUUGACAACUUCGCUCCCAAAAAGUUUGGUGACCUUGACUCCCCCCUCCUCGCCCCCCUCAAGUCCGGCCUCUCCGAAUUCGCCGCGCAACUCGGCCACGCGUACGUGAGCAGGUACUCGGGUAAACAUUUCAACGGGGCUUUAGUUACUAAGUCUACUACCAAAAAGCCUGCCGAAACUCAGAAACAAGACGCCCUCGAUAAUUACGAUUUAACCCCUGAGGGCCGCAACUGCGCCAAGGUCUGCCUGACGAUAGUGGAGAUGGUGAUGGAAGAGAUGGCACAUCUAAAAAGUCAAUGUCCAACUAAUUACUCGUCGCGUCCAAUCUAUUUAAGAUCCGGUCCUGGUGCAUUGUUGAAGAAAAUGGGCUUCGUUGUCGCAUCUGAGGAAUCCAAGCAGGACGGUCAACUACAGAACACGGCAACCAUGACCGGUGACAGAAUUGGUAAAUUGAUUGGCAGAAAAAUUGACAGCGCUAAAAACAAUACGCAUCUUCCAAAGUGUAAGGAUCAUGACGAAAAUGAGUUGGCAGAAAAGACACCAACUGCAACAAAAUCUGACUUCCAUAUCAUGGACGUUCUCGACUGUCUGUUCAGACACUUACGACAAUAUAAUGAGGUUUGUCAUUUUGCAACGUUUAAGUCUACUAAAACUCCUUGCAGUGUAUACGAGAUGCUGGCGUGGUGUACUGGUCUCCCAUACAACAAAGCCUACGCUGCGUUGCUUAGUGACGGCGUCAAUUCGCAGCUUGAUGACCCAGAUGAAACAGUUGUCAGCGCUGAGGGCGACCUUGAUAUAGCAAUAUAUAACCAUCAAUCUUCAUACUUGAAUGCAUAUCCAAAUGCUGUUACGUACAAUUGUAUAGACACGGUGGUUAGUGACAUUUGUUCGAUGUCUCAUGAGAUUCUUAUCACUAUCCUCGGCACAGGGGACGAGUACACAACAUACGCUUGCGAGUUCUCCAACAACUCUAUCGGCUUAAAAUAUCCUGCGUCUGGCGAAGAUUGCCUUGAUAUGUUCCUCGACAUCCUCCGCAGAUUAUUUCCAGUAUUGCAAUUCAUCCAUAGUCGAUGUAAAGUUGGCGACAACCACUUCGGCUGGCGUGAGUGUUAUUACGGCAAGGACAUUCAGACAACCAAAUGGCCGUGUACCGAUCACUCAACUGACAAAGCAGCGUGCCAAGCAAACUGCCAACCAACGUGCCAACCAAAUUGCCAAGUAAACUGCCAUCCAGCAUCGCCACUUCAGUCUUACCUUAAUGACUGUCUUCCUGGUCACCUACCACAUCAAUUGAUAACUGCUGGUUGUAAGGCGGUGUGUAAAACAUGUCCCAGUAGUACACCUGGGAUGCCGUGUCUAACACCCUGCGGCUUCAGGGGAUUCUCAGGAAGCAAGCGCAGAGGUGACGUCAUUAGCAACGUGCUGAGUAAAUUCUUCGAUAUAACUAACCUUGCGUCGCUAUUCUGCCUUGUGCCCACGCCGCCGAAGACGCUGCCAGAGCAUUUCAACUUCGCUGUUUCGCUCGUCCGAGAAUGGGAAGCGAUUGCUACACUCAAGUUUGAAAAGCCGAUCGAAACAUCAAUUGACACGGUAUCCAUCGGCCUUUGUAAAAAACCCCGUGAGCUAACCGAUGCACUUCGUUAUGUUUAUGGCAGCAGCCAAAAUGACCACGGUGCUUUUCACCCGAAUCCCAUGUGGGCUGAUGUGUCCAGUUUGUGUAUGCGAAAGAAGUGUUAUGGUAUAGAUGAGCGUUGCGCUCCUUAUAUACAAUCAGUGUGCUACGACGCAUAUUAUUACUUGGCUUACAGACAUUCGGACAUCUACCUCUCAUGGGCAGUCUACCUCCCAUGGACAUUCUGGAGUUUGCUUAAUAAUUUGUACAAUGCUUUCUGUAACAUUAAUUGUCAAGAUUGGGGUUGCAGGGGUUGCCUGAGAGGUGACAAAUGUAAAAAGGGAGAUCACGGAUCUGUCGACGACAAGACCAAGAAAUCUAAUUGCCAAUGUUCUUCUAUAGUAACCUGUAAAGGUGUAUCACCAACGCUCUACAGAUAUGGUUUCCGCUUCGGCGAUGCGUCUAGCAUGAAUGAUGGCAAAUCAACAAAGACGUGUUCCGAUUUCUGCACCCAAUUGAAACGUGUACUGAACAGCAAGUAUUUCAAGGAGCUGUUUAUACAGUGCGACAAAUUCCUUUUCACCAUCCGCGCCCCCUUCAUCUGGCUCAACGUCGCCCUCUGGCUCCUCUCUCUCCUGUACCUCCUCCACAUCAUGGUAAUCCGCCUCGACCUGCUCCACAUCAAAUCACAUUUGAGAUCACCCUCAUCGCACCGUAUCGCUGCUCAAUCACUACUCGCCGCUGCACGUGUUAACAAACUGGGGAAGGUGUUUUAUCUGCAACCAUAA
Molecule: messenger RNA, 4557 nt
Organism: Babesia bigemina
Lineage: Eukaryota; Apicomplexa; Aconoidasida; Piroplasmida; Babesiidae
Exons: 1
Coding region: 1-4557 (1518 amino acids)
Source: RefSeq, a predicted model, not a curated record